Messenger RNA from Kogia breviceps (pygmy sperm whale), 551 nucleotides. RefSeq names its product histone H3.3A-like. NCBI's taxonomy places the organism in Eukaryota, Metazoa, Chordata, Mammalia, Artiodactyla, Physeteridae. The record is from RefSeq and is a predicted model, not a curated record. Gene Ontology annotation, cellular component: nucleosome; nucleus. Gene Ontology annotation, molecular function: DNA binding; structural constituent of chromatin; protein heterodimerization activity.
GUCAGCCAUCUUUCAAUUGUGUUCGCUGCCGCCGCCGCGCCAAUGUCGCUCUCUGUCGCCAGCGCCGCCUCUAGCUCACUGAGCUCCAGCCGAAGGAGAAGGGGGGUAAGUAAGGAGGUCUCUACACCAUGGCUCGUACAAAGCAGACUGCCCGCAAAUCGACCGGUGGUAAAGCACCAAGUGAGCACCUGGCUACAAAAGCCGCUCGCAAGAGUGCGCCCUCUACUGGAGGCGUGAAGAAACCUCAUCGUUACAGGCCUGGCACCGUGGCACUCAGUGAAAUUAGACGUUAUCAGAAGUCCACGGAACUUCUGAUUGGCAAACUUCCCUUCCAGCGUCUGGUGCGGGAAAUUGCUCAGGACUUCAAAACAGAUAUGCGCUUCCAGACUGCAGCUAUUGGUGCUUUGCAGGAGGCAAGUGAGGCCUAUCUGGUUGACCUUUUUGAAGACACCAGCCUGUGUGCUAUCCAUGCCAAACGUGUAACAAUUAUGCCAAAAGACAUACAGCUAGCACGCCGCAUACGUGGAGAACGUGCUUAAGAAUCCACUAUU